ACAUACUCACGCUUGCACAACCCAAACAGAGCAGCAGGGUGGGUGAUGUGGCUGCAGUGUGUGCACAGGGAGCUGAGCCAGUGGGAGGAAAGUUGAAGGCACAGGAGACAGCGGCAGUUCCCUUCACUCAAUAUGUGCAAGCUGAGGGUGGCUGCGAGUUGCUAGAGAGCCUGGGCGGCUGCAGUUGGAACAGUGUUAUUAUUAUUUGCUUGGAUUGCAGGAGGAGGGCAGCAGGACAAAAUGCCAGGCAGCGACACGGGUAUAGCAGUUGACAGGACCUACUCGGACUCUGAGAGGCACCGGAGGUGCAAGAUUAAGGUGGACAGAUCUGAAAUGAACACCCUCAGCUUGCCUCUCAACAUCAGACGAGGAGGAUCAGACACCAACCUUAACUUUAAUAUACCGGAGGGCAUUCUAGACUUUCACAAAGUCAAACUUACUACUGACAGCUUGAAGCAAAAAAUCCUGAAAGUCACAGAACAGAUUAAGAUUGAACAAACUGCACGUGAUGGUAAUGUGGCUGAGUAUUUAAAGCUGGUUAACAGUGCUGACAAGCAGCAGGCUGGACGUAUAAAACAGGUAUUUGAAAAAAAGAACCAGAAAUCUGCUCAUUCUAUAGCUCAACUGCAGAAAAAACUUGAGCAGUACCACAAAAAGCUAAAGGAAAUUGAGCAGAAUGGGUCUGCUAAUAAAAGCUCUAAAGACAUUUCCAAAGACCUGCAACAUUCUUUAAAAGAUGUGACGAACAGUAGCCGCCCUUCUGGCCAAGUAGAGAGCAGUAAAAUGGGUGUUCCUGGUGUAUCAUUGACGCCACCAAUGUUUGUGUUUAACAAGUCCCGGGAGUUUGCAAAUCUGAUCCGUAACAAGUUUGGAAGUGCUGAUAAUAUUUCUCAUCUAAAAAACACUCUAGAUGACUUUCAUUCAGAAACGAAUUCCAGAAACCUGAGUGGGAGUGCAACAAUAGUCACCAAGCCAAAAUAUGCAAGUGACGAUGAGUGCUCGAGUGGGACCUCAGGUUCUGCAGACAGCAAUGGUAACCAGACGUUUGACAUUGGUAGGACAAAUGUCAGCGAUAGCCAUGGCAAUCUCUCAGUGUUUCUAGAAGAGUUAAGAGAAAUUAAAGAAGCCCAGUCACAGCUAACUGAAGAUAUUGAGGAUCUGAAAGUACAUUUCAAAAGAGACUAUAGUUUGAUUUCCCAAACAUUACAAGAGGAAAGAUACAGGUAUGAAAGGCUUGAAGACCAACUCAAUGAUUUAACGGAUCUCCAUCAACAUGAGACGGCCAACCUGAAACAGGACUUGGCAAGCAUUGAAGAAAAGGUUGCCUAUCAGGCUUAUGAACGAUCUCGGGAUAUUCAGGAAGCGCUGGAAUCCUGCCAGACACGAGUUUCUAAACUGGAGCUCCACCAGCAAGAACAGCUUUCUAUACAGUCGGAAACUGUGAAUGCCAAAGUACUCCUGGGCAAAUGUAUAAACAUACUUCUCGCCUUAAUCACCGUUGUAUUGGUGUGUGUCUCGACUAUUGCAAAAUUUGUUGCUCCCAUGAUGAAGAGCCGCCUUCACAUAAUAUUUACCUUCUUUGCUGUGACAUUGCUUGCCAUUGUUUGCAAAAACUGGGACCAUAUAGUAUGUGCUAUUGAAAGGACCAUCAUGCCAAGAUGAACUCCGUGGCCUGUACAUUCACUGCUUAAACUCACAAACUGUUUAUUUCUGAGUGUCAUUUUUUAGCAGGUGGGAAUUUUGCUGCCUGUUGUCAGUACACUGUUAUGUUUCAUUAUUUGUUGGCAUGCACGACCUACCAUGUUGCCUUAACAUAACUAGAAUCCAUUUUUUCUGGAGAGUGUAUUAAGUAGCAGUGGUACAAAUCCAUUAUACAAUCUUUUGGCUUACAAGCCUUUGUUGUAGUCCUAAUAUUUAUUGGGGCUUUAAAAAGCAAACGUUUUUUUCUGUGAAUUCUUGACUGUUUUUUCUAUGUCAUUGUUCGAAGAACACGUAUUACAGCUAUAAAAGCAUAAAUCUAUAUGGUGGCACUGGCAACUCAAACAAAAUGUUACAUUGUCAAAAAUAGAAAAACUUAUAUUUUACGUUUUAAGGGACAUUACUAAGAAUAUAAUUGCUUUGCCACUGUGCAUAAUGGGGAUGAAAACAUUUUCAUGAGAUGUCCAAUAUAGCCUGCAAUGUUUGUUUAUUUGGCUUUUAUUGCUCCCUAAUUUGGAGGAUAAUUUGCUGCAAAAUUAAAAAAAACUGUGGUAAAUUAAAUUGUUUUUUAGUAAAAUGAAUGGUAUUCCCAUACCCCCCCCCCCCAAAAAAAUCACCUCUUAAUUGAUGGCAGUUUAUGGGAAACUUGACAUAUAUGUGUUAUAGGUGCAAUAUUCUGUUCCUUUAAAAUAGUUAAAAUGUUACAAAUCUAUUUUUUAUUCUAGUAACACCUUGCAAAAAAGCCUAAAAAUACUUACUUGCCAUCAAUGUUCUGUGUACUAUGUAGCCACUAUAUGUAGUAACUAUACUAUGCCUGUCUGUGCUCAUGACCAUAUAAACUAAUUCUAGAGAACAAAGGCAUUGAUAUAGCAUCAUAAAUUUACCCAAGCUCUAUCUGGCAUCUCUUUUGCCCAGUGUAGGCUGGUAGGCAUUGUGCAUCAGCCUUGCCCAGCUAGGUUGAUACACACUGAAUCUGCAAGGGAUUUAUACUGUGACAUCAGUUAGCCAGAAAUCUCCACAAUACGUCAGUCUCGUUUCCUAUAUUGUACAAUUUAAAGCAACCUUCAUUUUCUCAGAUACAUUUUUCCUGUACUAAUAGGAUAGCAUAUUUUACUCUUUGUUAAUUAUGCUGGCUUAAAUCUAUGGUUAUUCCAUUAGAACUCCUUUUUUAAAUGUAUAUGUUCUUGCUAGACACAUUAUGCAAAGACUUGUUAUCCAUGAUACCAUAGGUCCUGAUAUAACUUUUUUAAAUGUGCUUUGGAUUAAUAGGAAAAUAGAGUUUUAAAAGGGAGGGGGAGGGUUGAUAAUGAAACUAAAAUCAGUGAAAAUUUAAAAUUUUUAAUAAGAAAAACUUUAUAAGAAAGCAUACUGUAAAAGCUGCAGGCAAUUUCUAUUAUAUAAGCAUCAUUUCAAUGUAAUGUCUGUGUUUCCUGUUAAACUUGGUCUUUUUUUCUAUGGUGGGAACUAUUUAGGGUUAGAUAUGGAAAGGCAGAAUUUUUUUUUCACUUGAAAAAAUCCAAAUAUCGAUCGUUUUACUGAUUUCAUUAAUGGAAAGACACUAGUUUUAGAAGACAGUAAUUUUAUAUACAAGCCUGUAUGCAUGAAACCACUUCCCCCACCCAAUUGGUAUCAUUUGUAACAUUCUUGUGUUCUGUCUGUAAACUAUUAUUGUACUGUUUAUUAAAUACCCUGUCAAACAUAAAAGGAUUGCACUAAUGUACAGUUAGCUUGCAAUAUGCUUCGAAUCUGAAAGAAUUAUAUCCCAGCACUUGAAAAGGCGAAUCAUGUUGUGUUUUUCUUUCUUUAGAAACCACAAAUUGCACAUUUUUAAACUGUGAAAAAAUAGAGCUUUUUUCCUUUAUGCAGUAGCUUUUAUGCAAAAUAAAAUGCUUUAUUUUGAGAAAA
Molecule: messenger RNA, 3603 nt
Organism: Xenopus laevis (African clawed frog)
Lineage: Eukaryota; Metazoa; Chordata; Amphibia; Anura; Pipidae
Gene: tmcc3.S
Product: transmembrane and coiled-coil domain family 3 S homeolog
Exons: 4
Coding region: 241-1662 (473 amino acids)
Cellular component (GO): membrane; endomembrane system
Source: RefSeq, a predicted model, not a curated record